This is a messenger RNA of Rhodotorula graminis WP1, 2601 nucleotides long. RefSeq lists its product as uncharacterized. The transcript is spliced from 15 exons. Lineage: Eukaryota; Fungi; Basidiomycota; Microbotryomycetes; Sporidiobolales; Sporidiobolaceae. The record is from RefSeq and is a predicted model, not a curated record. The coding region runs from base 1 to 2601 and encodes 866 amino acids.
AUGGUCGACAUUGGGUCACAGCCUCGCUCGCUCGCAUCUCGGCUCUUUGGCCGCAAGCCUGCGCCUCCUGUCGUCGAGGACGACGCCAAGUUCGACGAGAAGGCCGACGACAUCGACAUGCUGCCCGAGCUUGUCAACGGCCUCCAGGCCGAGGUCUCGUACAAGUUCAUGGCCGAGCACACGUACCAGAUGUGCCUCGAGAAGCGCUGGAUCAAGCUCAGUACCGAGAACGUCGAUAGCGUCGGCAUCCGCCUCGGCAAGCGGCGGUACAUCACGUUCCCGGAGGACCAGCGUGACGCCGCCUUUGGCGAGGCGCUCAACGGCCUCAACUGCGAGAUCGCCGUGACCUACAGCGCCGACGUCGUCCGGGUCAUCGUCGGCGCCCUUCACCCCGACCUCGACUCGUUCUCGCUCGACUCGGUCACCCAGAUCCAGGUCGUCGACGACAUGUCCAACCUCGCCCGCGCUCGCGUCGCCCAGCACGCCUGCUUCAUCCGCAACGAGCGCCGCCUCGUCAUCUGGGCCGACAAGGUCUCCGAGCUCAAGGACACGGUCGCCGACCUCGAGGCCAAGCUCGUCGACUACGUGUUCAACUGCACGCUGCGCCGAGGCCGCCCAAGUCGGUCGACGACCCAGUCGAGCCUCACGACCUUGUCGACGCCUCGCGACCCGUUCCAGUCGUCGCCGUCGCUCACCGGCAUCACCGAGGAGGCGUUCGCCGAGGGAGAGAAGGGCGAGUCGCUCGAGGACGGCAUCAUCCCGCACGAUGACCGCACGCUCCCCCUCUUCCACUCGGCCUACACGGGCCUCGCCGUCGCCCUCAACCUCACGUUCUGCGCCCUCCUCAUCCGCGUCGGCCUCUACGAGUACCUCCUGAACGGCAAGAACGACUACCUGCGACUGUGCAUCAUCGCGGCCGUCCCGUUCCUCUUCUUCGUCAUCCUCUUCUUCAGCGAGAACGUUCUCGGCAUCAUUCUUCAGCUCGUCGCCCCGAUCGGCCAGAUGGGCCGCAACUCGCUCCACUACUCGGCCGUCGCUCCUCCUCGCCGCUACGUUGGUCAGCUGCCGCACAUGACGAUCAUGAUGCCCGUCUACAAGGAGUCGCUCGACGAGGUCCUCGCGCCCACCAUCGAGUCCGUCUCGCAGGCGAUCCGCACGUACGAGCUGCAGGGCGGCACGGCCUCGAUCAUCGUCUGCGAGGACGGCAUGCAGCUCGUCGACGCCGACGAGGAGAACCGCGCCGGUCGCUUCAAGAAGUCGUCCAACCUGAACGUCACGCACGCCCUCUCGCUCCGCAUCGAGCACCUCAUGGAUGAGCGCCGCCCGACCGACGUCGACAGCCUCGCCGCCUGGUCCCUUGCCGACGAGGACCGCCUGUACGAGUCGGCCUUUGCCGAGGCGCUCAAGGAGAAGGACGACAUCAUCUGGGGCAACGGCAACAUCCGCAUUGGCGAGCUCAUCCUCAUGAUCGACUCGGACACGCGCGUGCCUCGCGACUGCCUCCUCGACGCCGCCUGCGAGAUGCAGGCUUCGCCCGAGGUCGGCGUCCUCCAGCACUGCUCGGGCACGUUCCUCGCAGGUGCCGGCUUCUUCGAAAACUACAUCUCGUUCUUCACGACGUCGGUCAACUACAGCAUCACGUGGGCCGUCGCCAACGGCUCGUCGAGCCCGUUCAUGGGCCACAACGCCUUCCUGCGGUGGAGCGCGCUGCAGCACCAGGCGCAGGCCAACCCCGAGGGCAAGAUCUGGUCCGAGGAGCACGUCUCGGAGGACUUUGUCAUGACGCUCAACCUCGUCCGCGCCGGCUACAUCACGCGAUGGGCGACCUACUCGAAGCUCGGGUUCGAGGAGGGCGUCUCGCUCAGCUGCGAUGACGAGCUCAACCGGUGGCAGAAGUACGCGUUCGGGUGCUCCGAGAUGGUGUUCCAGCCGUUCCGGUACUGGUUCACGCGCGGGCCCAUCUCGAAGCUCUUCACGAGCUUCCUCCGGGGCAAGUCGCCUCUGCCGUGCAAGCUCAGUUCGAUCUCGUACAUCGCCAGUUACUGGGCGCUCGCCGUCGCGUGCCCGAUGGUCCUCGCGUUCUACUUCCUCGAGGGCGAGUUCAUCUGGGACAUGUCGGGCGCGUUCCGCCCGGCCUUUUCAACGCUCGUCUCGAUCAUCGUCGUCUUCGCUGGUGGCUCGACGUGCGCGACCGCCGUGUCGCGGUACCGGUCGCAGAACGCGACGCUGCGCACGGCCCUGUGGCAAGGCUUCAGCAACGCGCCGGCGGCCGUCCUUUUCUUCACCGGCCUGUCGUUCCACGUCAUGACCGCUUUGUUGGCACAUGUGACCAGCUACAACAUGGUCUGGUCAGCGACUAAGAAGGACCUCGAGAUGCCGACGAUCCAGGAGGAGCUGCCGGUCGUCUUCAAGCGCCACUGGUUGACGUUCCUGCUCGGGUUCAGCGUCGUCGCCGGGGCCGUCAUCAUGACGACGAGCCUGAUCCCGCUCACGUGGCAAAUCCCCGAGUUCACGAUCAUCUUCCCGCUCCUGUGGCUCUGCGGCGGACACAUCCUCUACCCUCUCCUCCUCAACCCGGCCAUCAUGCUCUUCCGCUUCUAG